Thlaspi arvense is the source of this 1566-nucleotide messenger RNA. The record is from the annotation of a GenBank genome assembly. NCBI's taxonomy places the organism in Eukaryota, Viridiplantae, Streptophyta, Magnoliopsida, Brassicales, Brassicaceae.
AUGGCUUCUCUCACGCCUAGAGUGUUAAUCAAGCUUCUCCAAACGAUGGACACCAACAUCAAGGUCCGAGGGGAAUAUCGGUCUGUUCUCUUGCAGGUAAUCAGCAUUGUCCCUGCUUUAGCCGGCUCAGAGCUUUGGCCAAACCAAGGCUUUUUCAUCAAAGUCUCAGAUUCUUCUCACUCCACAUAUGUCUCAUUGAGGAACGAAGACAACGACCUUAUCUUGAACAACAAACUGGGAUUGGGACAGUUCUUCUACGUUGAUAAGCUUGAAGCUGGGACUCCUGUUCCUGUUAUGGUGGGAGUUAGACCGAUCUCUGGACGCCAUCCUUUUGUUGGAAAUCCCAAAGAUUUGAUGCAAAUGUUGGUGCCAACACCUCUCCAAGAAGAAGAUAACCACAAACAGAAGAAGCAGAAAGAUGAUGCGAGAUCAAAUGCAAUGGAGAAUCUAAGAAGACGUCAAGAUUUUGUAAUCAAGGAAGAGAAGACAGGUGUGGCUUCAAGAUAUAUGAAAGGUGUUUCAAAUCCAAAGGCAAGUGGAUCAGACUCGAGUAGUGGCAGUAGCAACAAUGGGAGCGAGACUGGAUCGAUGAUGGCGACUAAGAAAGUUAAGGACAAGCAAAGGGAGCACAAAGCUCAGACUGGAUCGAUGAUGGCGACUAAGAAAGCUCCUCCACAAUCUCGGCCUGCGACAGCUCCAACAAAGGCAGAGCCAAAGAAAUCUUCUUUGAGCUCUACUGUGAAUUACGCAAACAGGAAGAGUCAUUCUUCUGAGGAUGCAUCAUGGAGCUCUCUGCCUGUUAAUCUAUCAAAAAUGGGUAAAGUACGCUCUGGGAUGCUGAGAAGGAGAAACAUUGCUGCUCUCCUUGCCACAGAAGUACAAAGAGAGGCCUUGGCUGCUUCACAUCUUAUCAAGUGUAUCAGGCAAGUACCCUUGAAACCAAACAUGCUCCUUAUGUUUGCUGACCUCAGCUCAAGUGCUUCACCAAAGAAUCCACAUACCUCUCUCAGAAACUUCUUCACCCUCCAGAGUCUCCUUGACCAAGCACAGGUCACAGCUGCAGCAUCGAAAGAUAAAGCGGUUCAGCUGGCGAAUGCUCAUCCAUUACGGACGGAGCCUGACAAGGUGACCCAAAAAGCUAGUCUAGUUUCAAGCAUAACCACAACAAAGUCUUCAAAAGCUCUAACAGAAGCCGAGAAGCUUGAAUGGGUUAAGGGAAACGGUACAGAAGAGAUAAAAGAACUGAGAAACACUAUGAAACAGGAAACAAGAAGCUGGUUUAUGAAAUUCCUGGAAGAAGCAAUAGAUACUGGAUUUCAUGCUAGUGUUCCGGAGAAGAAAGGAAAAACCAGAGGAGCGCGAGUAGCGGAUGCGGAUAAUCAUAUUGCCGAGACUUUGUCCCAACUUAAGCAAGCAAACGAAUGGCUGGACAAAGUUAAAAGUGAUCAUCAUCACCCUAGUGAUACUUCUUUGUUAGAGAAUAUAGAAAGAUUGAAGAAGAAAAUAUACUCUUGCUUGCUACUUUAUGUAGAUUCAGCUAUGGAGUAUCAGCAAGCUCGUGACUGA